AUGUCGGUCGAACAGGACCCCAGGACCUACACGCAUAUCCACUUCGCCUUUGCCAACAUUACACAAGGCACAUUCGUACCUGAAAUCACUGGCGAGACCGUUAGAGAGCAAUUCGAGAUAUUAAAUCAGAUGAAAGAUGCCAAGAGGAUCAUGCCCUUUGACAGAUGGGAUUUCGGCAAGAUGCCAGGCACAUACUUCAUCUUGCGCCAGGGUGUACAGCCUGCCAAUCGCGAGCUAUUCACGAAGAACAUUGUUGCAUUCAUUGAAGAACACGAACUGGAUGGUGUAGAUAUAGACUGGGAAUAUCUUGGGCUCGUGGAGAAGUUGUCCAACCGGGACCCCUUUCCUCCAGAAGGCGCGCAAAGGCGUAACAUCAUUGCCGAGAAGCCAACGCCUGCAGGACCGUCGGGGCCCGUACCUAAAAAUCAGGACCCGGUGACACAUAGCAGUGAUAUCACAUGGCAAACUUGGAAACUCACUAUUUGCACCGUUUCGAAUGGCGGCAUGUCCACAAGUGAUAUCCAGCUCCAAGCUGGUGCCAUCUUCAUUUGA
Messenger RNA from Didymosphaeria variabile, 552 nucleotides. RefSeq lists its product as uncharacterized. Lineage: Eukaryota; Fungi; Ascomycota; Dothideomycetes; Pleosporales; Didymosphaeriaceae. Bases 1 to 552 code for a protein of 183 amino acids. Gene Ontology annotation, biological process: carbohydrate metabolic process. Gene Ontology annotation, molecular function: hydrolase activity, hydrolyzing O-glycosyl compounds. The record is from RefSeq and is a predicted model, not a curated record. The transcript is spliced from 2 exons.